CCUGACAAAUAGUUGGUAAAAAGGGGAAAAAGUCAUUAAAAAAAAAUUGCACAAAUUAAUGUGAUAAUGUAAAGGUGUUCGUAUAUUUUAUUUACUUUAGAGAGUGUUUCAAUGAUUUUCAAUGACUAAAAUUUAAAUAAUACAAUAUUGUUGAUAUUUUUAAAAUCAUUUCAAAUGAUUCUAAAGGAAUGGAGAUUAAAUAAUAGAAAGAAUAAAAAAAAUAACAGUGGGUUUUAAAAAUAUUAUACUUUUAAUUGCCAGUAAAAUGGCUGAAAAUAUAAAUUCCGCUGACAAUGCUUGGAAUCAAGAAGAAACUGUUGACGAAGAUGAAAGUCAAUCAACAUCCAACACAAUGGAUGCUAGCUCAUCAGAACCAUUUAUUCGAAAUAAUUAUUGUCAACAUUCAAACGCAAAUUGUUAUGAUGAGGAUAAAAUGCGACGAAAAUUAAAAUUUUUUUUCAUGAAUCCUGUUGAAAAAUGGCAAGCUAAACGAAGAUUUCCAUAUAAAUUUAUUGUACAAAUAAUUAAAAUAGUAUUAGUUACGACACAACUUUGUUUAUUUGCGCAUAACAAUUAUAUACACGUCAAUUACACAUGGGACAAUCGAAUUGCAUUUUCACAUCUUUUUCUGAGAGGAUGGGAUUCUGUACAAGAGGUUCCAGCAUAUCCACCAGCUUCAGGACCGUUUGCAAUUUAUAAACAAGAUGAUUUUUAUGAAACAGUAAAUUUUGCAUUAGACGGUUAUUAUAAUUUAAAUAAUUCAAUUGGAUCCUAUUCUUAUGAUUCAGAGGAUAAUUCACGUGGACCAGUAAUAUUGUGUUUACAACAUUACAAGAAAGGAAUUAUUUUUGGUUUUAAUGAAAGUUAUAUAUUUGAUAAUGAAAUUGAAGAAUUAUGCGUAAAUAUAACGCACAAAUAUAAUGAUAAAUUUUCAAUAGGCAAAGUUUUAAUGGAUGAAAAUGUAAAAAUUAAUUUCUCAUCAUUGAUUAAAGCAGAAUUAAAAUUUGCAAUUAAAACUGUUAAUUUAAAAGCAGCUGGUCCAAUAACACCGCCCGAUUGUUAUACAUUUAAAAUUAAAAUUAUUUUUGACAACAAAGAUUUUGAUGGACAAAUGUUACUUUCAUUGGACACUGAACCAAGACGUUUAUUAUGUAAAGGAUUGACGCAUUAUUAUCCAAAUAGUCAACUUGAAUCGGCAUUAAGAACUCUAUUAAAUUUAUUUGUCAUUCUUAUUUGUACAUUUUCAUUGAUAUUAUGUUCGCGAGCAAUUUAUAGAGCACAAUUAUUAAAAUAUGAAACAAUGGGAUUUUUUAAAAGAACUUUUAAUGUACCAUUAAGUUUACAGGGGAGAUUGGAAUUUUUAAAUUUAUGGUACAUUAUGAUUAUUAUUAAUGAUUUAUUAAUAAUUAUUGGCUCGGGAAUAAAGGAGCAAAUUGAAAGAAAACAUUUUGGUAAUGAUCAUUGGAAUAUUUGUAGUAUUUUUUUGGGCACUGGUAAUUUAUUGGUUUGGUUUGGUGUAUUGAGAUAUUUGGGAUUUUUUAAAACUUAUAAUGUUGUGAUAUUAACAUUGAAAAAAGCAGCGCCUGAAGUUGCAAGAUUUUUAUUGUGCGCUAUUUUAAUUUAUGCGGGAUUUACAUUUUGCGGUUGGUUAAUAUUGGGACCGUAUCAUAUGAAAUUUCAAACACUUGCAUCAACAUCCGAAUGUUUAUUUGCUUUAAUCAAUGGUGACGAUAUGUUUGCAACAUUUUCAAUGACAUCAGUUAAAUCGCCAAUGCUUUGGUGGUUUUCGCGAAUUUAUUUAUAUACAUUUACAUCGUUAUAUAUUUACGUUGUUUUGAGUUUAUUUAUUUCAGUUAUUAUGGACGCAUAUGAAACAAUUAAACUCUAUUAUCGCGAUGGUUUUCCAAAGAAUGAUUUACAAACUUUUAUUGCAAUGCAAGAUAAUGAUAUAUUAAUAAAUACAUAUAAUGAAUAUUCAGAGAACAGUGAAUUAGGUGAAUUUUUCGAAAGAUUUUGUUGCCAAAGAAAACGUAACGAUUCAAUGACUGCGAAUAAUUCGUCAGCGAAUAAACCGGAACAAAUAUGCGGUGCUAUUUGCAUUUAAGAGACAAACUAUUCGUUGUUGCUUUUUUUUUUUUUUAAGUUUGUCCCAAUCAGUGAUUAUACCAAUAAAAUGUGUUCAAGUUUGGCAGUUUAUUUUUUACAAAAAAGAAAAGAGAACUAUUAAAUUAUAAUGAAUUUUAAUAUAAAAA
Messenger RNA from Leptopilina boulardi, 2252 nucleotides. Its product is annotated as mucolipin-3-like. Bases 266 to 2104 code for a protein of 612 amino acids. Gene Ontology annotation, cellular component: plasma membrane; lysosomal membrane. Lineage: Eukaryota; Metazoa; Arthropoda; Insecta; Hymenoptera; Figitidae. The record is from RefSeq and is a predicted model, not a curated record. Gene Ontology annotation, molecular function: NAADP-sensitive calcium-release channel activity. The transcript is spliced from 4 exons.